AUUUUUCAGUUGCUGUUGGUUCGAGGGUGAAGCCAGAACUGUGGAGUGCUGUGGAUUUUCAUGAGACUGAACUCUGUCAGCGGUAUUGAAUUUGUAAUAUAAAAGAGGACCAUUUUCCGUAUCAGACACAUUGCCAUGAUGGCGCUCAAGCUGAGCUGCUUUGUUUUCUUUCUCGUGUGGCAAGCUGUGAAUGGGGACGUCAGCUAUUCUUUUCAAGAGGAAAUGAAGCGCGGAUCUGUCAUUGGGAAUAUAGCGAAGGAUCUUAACCUGGACUACAGUAAACUGUCUGCUCGAAAUGCCCGUGUUGACGCUGCAGGCAAUCGCAAACGUUUUUGUGACAUCAGUCUUAGUACCGGGGAUUUAAUUGUUGCCGACAGGAUUGACCGAGAAGGGCUUUGUGGGGAAAAGCUGUCGUGUGUAAUAAAACGCGAUCUUGUCCUGGAGAAUCCUCUGGAACUGCAUCCUUUUAGUCUACACAUUCAGGAUAUUAAUGAUAACUCGCCACAGUUUAACGAAGAAUCGAUCAAUAUAGAAAUUCGAGAGUCAGCAGUCAGAGGAGCUCGUUUUGUGAUCGAAGAGGCUCACGAUGCGGAUGUAGGCCAAAAUUCAGUUCAGCAGUACAGCCUUAAAAAGAAUGAUAAUUUCAUUUUGGCUGCUAAUGGAAACACAAUAGAGCUUGUGCUUGACAAAGAGCUUGAUCGUGAAAAACAACAAGAGAUCAAUUUGCUCCUUACAGCUCUAGAUGGUGGCUCUCCUCAGAGAUCAGGUACAGUAGUCAUACACGUCACUGUACUGGAUGCUAAUGAUAACGCCCCAGUGUUUAGCCAGGCCGUUUAUAAAGCCAGUCUGCCUGAAAACUCUCCUGCAGAUACUGUAGUGGUCACAGUGAGCGCUACUGAUGCAGACGAGGGAAUUAAUGGAGAUGUGACUUAUGAUUUCGGACAUGUUACUGAAGAUGUCAAGAAAGUUUUUAGUAUUGAUCGUAAAAACGGUAAAAUAAAGGUUAAUGGUGCGAUUGACUUUGAAGCUGUUGCAACAUAUGAUUUGCGCAUUAAAGCAAAAGAUGGUUUAGGAUUAUCAUCAUACACAAAGGUAUCCAUUGAUGUCACUGAUGUUAAUGACAACGUACCUGUAAUUUAUGUGAAAUCUGUGGCUAAUCCAAUACCUGAGGACGUGUCACCUGGUACAGAGGUGGGCAUCAUUAACGUGCAGGAUGCAGAUUCUGAGAAUAACCAGCAGGUCCGCUGCUCCAUUCAGCAAAACGUCCCUUUUAAGUUGGUUCCUUCUAUUAAAAACUAUUAUUCUCUGGUGACCACAGGACAACUGGACCGUGAACUAGUGUCUGAUUACAACAUUACAAUCAGUGCCACUGACGAGGGCUCUCCACCUCUGUCCUCCUCUAAAACUGUUCAGUUAUCUGUAGCAGACAUCAACGACAAUCCACCUGUGUUUGAGGAACAGUCCUACAGCGCAUAUGUGACUGAAAAUAACAAACCUGGCUCCACUUUAUGUUCCGUUACUGCUCGAGACCCCGACUGGAGACAAAACGGUACAGUGAUUUAUUCUCUGUUAUCCGGUGAGGUGAACGGUGCCCCGGUGUCCUCCUAUCUAUCUGUUAACGGAGACACGGGGGUGAUCCACGCUGUGAGGUCGUUUGAUUAUGAACAGUUCAGGAGUUUUAAAGUCCACGUGAUGGCCAGAGACAACGGUUCUCCUCCGCUCAGCAGCAACGUGACCGUCAGUGUCUUCAUAUCGGAUGUGAAUGACAACUCUCCUCAGAUACUGUACCCCGCCCCGGAGGGCAACUCGUUCAUGACCGAGCUGGUCCCCAAAGCUGCACACGGAGGCUCUCUGGUGUCCAAAGUGAUAGCGGUGGACGCGGACUCCGGACAGAACGCCUGGCUGUCCUAUCAUAUAGUGAAAUCCACUGAUCCGGGACUUUUCACUAUUGGUCUCCACAGCGGAGAGAUCAGGACACAGCGGGACAUUUCUGAAUCUGACAGCAUGAAGCAGAACCUUAUUGUGGCAGUGAAAGAUAACGGACAGCCCUCUCUCUCUGCCACGUGUUCCAUGUAUUUACUUAUUUCUGAUAACUUGGCUGAGGUGCCAGAACUGAAGGAUAUUUCUUAUGAUGAGAAGAAUUCCAAACUGACCUCUUAUCUGAUCAUCGCGCUGGUGUCUGUGUCCACCUUUUUUCUGACCUUCAUUAUCAUCAUCCUGGGUGUGAGGUUUUGUCGCAGGAGAAAGCCCAGACUGUUGUUUGAUGGAGCAGUGGCCAUCCCCAGCGCUUAUCUCCCUCCUAAUUACGCAGAUGUUGACGGCACAGGAACUUUACGCAGCGCUUACAAUUAUGACGCAUACCUGACAACAGGUUCUAGAACCAGUGACUUUAAGUUUGUGACGUCUUACAAUGACAACACACUUCCUGCUGACCAGACUCUGAAGAAAAGUCCAUCUGACUUUGCUGAUGCCUUUGGAGAUUCCGACUGCUCUCCUGAGAGGAUUACGUUUGGCUGUAUUUUUGAAUUGGACAAGUCUUUGUUGUGGUGGAUUCGACACUGGCCUUGCAGGAAAAUGAAGCACAAAGCAUUUUCAGCACGCGGCCUGGUUACCGCGUUGGGGAUGUUUCUUCUCGCGCUGGAAACCGUCUGUGGAGAUGUGUCUUAUUCUUUUCCAGAGGAGAUGAAACGCGGCUCCAUUGUUGGAAAUAUUGCGAACGAUCUUGGACUUGAGGUGGGCAAACUGAGAGCUCGAAAGGCUCGUAUUGAUGCAGACGGGAACAGCAAACGGUACUGUGACAUUAAUCUGAGUACUGGCGAUGUCAUUGUUGCUGAUAGGAUUGACCGAGAGGGGCUGUGUGGCAAAAAAGCAUCUUGCAUUGUGAAACAGGAACUUGUUUUAGAGAACCCUUUAGAGCUGCAUCGCAUCAGUGUUCACGUUCAGGAUAUCAACGAUAAUUCCCCACAGUUUAAAAAGAAUAGAAUCAAAUUUGAAAUCAGUGAAUCGGCAAUUAAAGGAAGCCGCUAUCGUUUAGAUGAGGCCCACGAUGCAGAUGUCGGACAAAACACCAUCCAGGGUUAUAGUAUCGAGGCAAACGAAAACUUUAGGUUGAAUGUAAUUGCAAAAAGCGGUGGAGGGAAAUACAGCGAGUUAGUUUUAGAGAAGGAGCUGGACAGAGAACAACAACAGGAGCUAACGAUUGUGCUUGUGGCAACAGACGGAGGCGCACCUCAGAGAUCAGGUACAGUAGUCAUACACGUCACUGUACUGGAUGCUAAUGAUAACGCCCCAGUGUUUAGCCAGGCCGUUUAUAAAGCCAGUCUGCCUGAAAACUCUCCUCCAGAUACUGUAGUGGUCACAGUGAGCGCUACUGAUGCAGACGAGGGAAUUAAUGGAGAGGUGACGUAUGAUUUUGAUCACAUUUCAGAUGAAAGUAACAACGUAUUUUCUCUCGAUCAGACCACUGGUGAAGUGAAAGUCAGUGGCGCAAUAGAUUAUGAGGAGUUGUCCGCCUAUGAAAUACAAAUUACAGCCACGGAUGGUCUUGGAUUAGUGUCAUCUUCUACAUUAAUUAUUGAUAUCACAGAUGCAAAUGACAACGCUCCUCUUACGUCCAUUAAGUCACUGACUAAUCCCAUACCUGAGAACGUGUCACCUGGUACAGAGGUGGGCAUCAUUAACGUGCAGGAUAGAGACUCUGAGAGUAACGGACAGGUGCGUUGCUCCAUUCAGCAAAACGUCCCUUUUAAGUUGGUUCCUUCUAUUAAAAACUAUUAUUCUCUGGUGACCACAGGACAACUGGACCGUGAACUAGUGUCUGAUUACAACAUUACAAUCAGUGCCACUGACGAGGGCUCUCCACCUCUGUCCUCCUCUAAAACUGUUCAGUUAUCUGUAGCAGACAUCAACGACAAUCCACCUGUGUUUGAGGAACAGUCCUACAGCGCAUAUGUGACUGAAAAUAACAAACCUGGCUCCACUUUAUGUUCCGUUACUGCUCGAGACCCCGACUGGAGACAAAACGGUACAGUGAUUUAUUCUCUGUUAUCCGGUGAGGUGAACGGUGCCCCGGUGUCCUCCUAUCUAUCUGUUAACGGAGACACGGGGGUGAUCCACGCUGUGAGGUCGUUUGAUUAUGAACAGUUCAGGAGUUUUAAAGUCCACGUGAUGGCCAGAGACAACGGUUCUCCUCCGCUCAGCAGCAACGUGACCGUCAGUGUCUUCAUAUCGGAUGUGAAUGACAACUCUCCUCAGAUACUGUACCCCGCCCCGGAGGGCAACUCGUUCAUGACCGAGCUGGUCCCCAAAGCUGCACACGGAGGCUCUCUGGUGUCCAAAGUGAUAGCGGUGGACGCGGACUCCGGACAGAACGCCUGGCUGUCCUAUCAUAUAGUGAAAUCCACUGAUCCGGGACUUUUCACUAUUGGUCUCCACAGCGGAGAGAUCAGGACACAGCGGGACAUUUCUGAAUCUGACAGCAUGAAGCAGAACCUUAUUGUGGCAGUGAAAGAUAACGGACAGCCCUCUCUCUCUGCCACGUGUUCCAUGUAUUUACUUAUUUCUGAUAACUUGGCUGAGGUGCCAGAACUGAAGGAUAUUUCUUAUGAUGAGAAGAAUUCUAAACUGACUUCUUACCUGAUCAUCGCGCUGGUGUCUGUGUCCACCUUUUUUCUGACCUUCAUUAUCAUCAUCCUGGGUGUGAGGUUUUGUCGCAGGAGAAAGCCCAGACUGUUGUUUGAUGGAGCAGUGGCCAUCCCCAGCGCUUAUCUCCCUCCAAAUUACGCAGAUGUUGACGGCACAGGAACUUUACGCAGCGCUUACAAUUAUGACGCAUACCUGACAACAGGUUCUAGAACCAGUGACUUUAAGUUUGUGACGUCUUACAAUGACAACACACUUCCUGCUGACCAGACUCUGAAGAAAAGUCCAUCUGACUUUGCUGAGGUUUUUGGAGAGUUGGAGGGGUCCCCAGAGGUAUGCUUAUCCUAAUGACAUGGAAUUGUAUUCAAAUAGAUUUGCAGACAUGUUCAUAACAUUUAAGUCAGUUUUCUUUUU
Larimichthys crocea (large yellow croaker) is the source of this 5055-nucleotide messenger RNA. RefSeq lists its product as uncharacterized. Gene Ontology annotation, cellular component: plasma membrane. Gene Ontology annotation, biological process: homophilic cell-cell adhesion. Lineage: Eukaryota; Metazoa; Chordata; Actinopteri; Sciaenidae. Gene Ontology annotation, molecular function: calcium ion binding. The coding region runs from base 136 to 4989 and encodes 1617 amino acids. The transcript has 2 exons. The record is from RefSeq and is a predicted model, not a curated record.